Molecule: messenger RNA, 2847 nt
Organism: Lactuca virosa
Lineage: Eukaryota; Viridiplantae; Streptophyta; Magnoliopsida; Asterales; Asteraceae
Source: the annotation of a GenBank genome assembly
ACAGUCGCGUAGGGCUAUCCACCGGCACUUCCGGUCACUCUCCCCUCUCCGAUUCCCGCUAGAUACAUAAACUCCGAUCGAACACUGCCAUUUUUUAGCUCCAUAUCUAUGGUUUCUCAGAAUUAAUUUGAAAGUUAGCUGAUUUGAUUGGUUUUGUAUGAAGAACUACUGAUGUUUGCCUCUCUUAAUUCUUUUAAUUUGUGAACUCUUCGAGGUUAGAGUCUGUUUUAUAUUUGGAAUCUCUAAUUAGGGACAUCAUUGAGGCUGGUGAUUGUAAAAUUCUAGGGUGGGGUGUAAUUUAUUCAAGGUGGAAAACAUCUGCCUCUUUGUGAGGUAUUGAACAGAUCCAAUUUCAAUUACCUGUUAAUUGUUGAUUACACAACCAAAAGCACUGGCGCUGGAUAACUACUUGGAUUCCAGCCAGCAAACGGCUCUAUCACGAAUGGGGCCUUCUCGGGCCGGAGUCGGAAUGAUACAUUCCAAUUCCAGUUCCGGAAUCUUCUUCCAAGGAGACAUGCAGUCUCAAGCUUUAGGAGGUGGUGGUGGUGGCCCACGUAUGCAAAGAAGUGCAAGUGCCAACACAGAAUCUUACAUGAGAUUACCCGCAUCCCCCUUAUCAUUCUCCUCAAACAAUAUUAGCAUUUCAGGCUCUUCUGUUAUAGAUAAUCAAGAUCCACAUUCCCAAUCUCAACAAGUGCCACGUCAGGGAGCUUCAACUGCCACGUCAUUGCCUCCCCCACGACAAGUGUCACUCUCACUCCCAAAUGGCCCACGAGUUCCAGGAUCAUUCAUUCAAGAUAACGACAAUAUCUCCCACUUACAAAAGAAACCUCGAUUAGACAUCAAACAAGAAGACAUGAUGCAACAACAGGUUUUACAACAGAUAUUACAAAGACAAGAGUUACAAAGCCCAAAUCCACAGCUACAAACUUUGAUUCAACAACAAAGACUACGCCAACAACAACAACAGCAACAGCUGCUGCAGUCUUUGCCACCUGUCCAACGAGCACAUCUGCUUCAACAACAGCAACAGCAACAGCUGCAGUUAAGACAACAACUUCAACAACAGAGCUUGCAACCUUCAUCUUCAGUGAAACGACCUUAUGAUGGUGGUGUAUGCUCAAGAAGAUUGAUGCAGUAUUUGUAUCAUCAAAGGCAACGUCCAGCUGAUAAUGUUAUUUCCUACUGGAGGAAGUUUGUAGCAGAGUAUUACUCUCCACGUGCUAAAAAAAGAUGGUGUUUGUCUUUAUAUGAUAAUGUAGGGCAUCACUCAUUGGGUGUAUUCCCACAGGCAGCAAUGGAUGCAUGGCAGUGUGAUAUUUGUGGGUCAAAAUCUGGAAGAGGAUUUGAGGCAACUUUUGAAGUUCUACCGAGACUGAAUGAAAUAAAAUUUGGAAGUGGUGUAAUCGAUGAGCUUUUGUUUCUUGAUUUACCUCGGGAAUAUAGAUUUCCUUCUGGAAUAAUGGUGUUGGAAUAUGGACAAGCUGUUCAAGAAAGUAUAUAUGAGCAACUUCGUGUGGUUCGUGAAGGUCAACUCAAAGUUAUUUUCACCCCCGAUUUAAAGAUAUUAACCUGGGAAUUCUGUGCACGAAGACAUGAGGAGCUUCUUCCACGUAGAUUGGUUGCACCUCAGGUGAAUCAGUUGUUACAAGUUGCACAAAAAUGCCAAUCUACAAUAGCUGAAAGUGGUUCUGAUGGUGUCUCCCAGCAAGAUUUACAGACAAAUAGCAACAUGGUCGUGACAGCUGGGCGACAGCUGGCGAGAAGCUUAGAGUUGCAAUCAUUAAACGACUUGGGUUUUUCCAAAAGAUAUGUUAGGUGCUUACAGAUAUCUGAAGUGGUCAAUAGCAUGAAAGACUUGAUGGAUUUCUGUCGUGAAACUAAAGCGGGCCCUAUCGAGGGAUUAAAAAGCUAUCCACGACAAACAAGCUCUUCAGUGAAAUCACAAAUGGAGCAAAUAUCUAGCAUUCCAGACCGAAACACCCUGAGUAAACUAGUGUCGUUGACCAACAACAGUCAACAACAGAUGGGUCCACGGGCCCCACUGAAUAAUGGUACAACCCAAACCCAAGCUGCAGUUGCACUAUCAAACUUUCAAAACAUGCUAAUGAGACAAAACUCAAUGAAUUCAAACUCCCAAUCUCAACAACAAGAAGCUUCUUCUUCUUUCAACAACUCAAACCAACAGAAUUACCCAUUUCAAACCGUGUCCGGGUCCGGGUCGGGUGGGUUGUUAAACCCUAACCCACAUAUGAUCCAACAACAACAACAACAACAACAACAACAACAAAGGCCUAUUUUCAAUCAACAGUCACCCUCUCACAGUGGCAGUCAAAUGCAGCAACACAUGAUCCAGCAGCUUCUUCAAGACAUGAGUAGCGGCGGUGGUGGUGGUGCAAAGCCGUCGCAUUCGGGGCAAAGUGCCGCCAGCGGGAGUAUGGGGAGAUACGGGAUGUCGUCAUCGGGUACUUCACGGCCGCCAGCUGUCCCGACUAGAAGUAAUAGUUUUAAGGGGGCUUCACGGAGUGAUUCGUCUGCUGGUGUGGGUGUGGGUGUGGGUGUAGGGGUCGUUGGGGUGGGGGUAGGUGUAGGGGAUCGGAAAGAUUUGGGGAGUUUGUGUGAUGAUAUUGUUGGGGAUAUAGGGAGUGAGUUUAAUGGGAGUGGGUUUUUUGAUAAUGAUGAAUUGGAGUAUGGUGGUUGGAAGGGCUGAAUUUGGAAUUCUAUCAAUGUACAGUUUGUAUUUUGACUAUUGGACUAUUAUCAUCAUAUACGUUGACAUCUUUUUUUUUCUUUCUUUUUCUAAUAGUCCUCAAUGAAUGAUGUGGGCCGUUGUGCAUGUGGGGUGUC